CCCCACUGCCCAAUUACUUAUUUUCUGCUUUGCAAUUUACAAUUUAUUAAAAAAUAUAUAAAUAAUAAAUUAUGUAGAAAUUUGAAAACCCUCGAUUCUUCCCUAAAUUUGCCCAACUUUCCCUAGAAAAAUAAACAAAAAUAAUUAAAAAAUAUUGAUCCAAUCUGUUCCUUCAAUACCCAGGAAUGGCGAGCGGUUUUGGGGAAUCAACAAGCAGACCACCCCCAAGUCCGCCUUGCUCGGGUAGUACUGAUAAUGCUAACGAUGCCGGUGGUUUUGAAUGCAAUAUCUGCUUCGAGUUAGCUCAAGACCCGAUCGUCACUCUUUGCGGUCACCUCUUUUGUUGGCCGUGUCUAUACAGAUGGUUACACCAUCAUUGUCAUUGCCAUGAAUGCCCUGUUUGCAAAGCCCUCAUACAAGAGGAAAAACUCGUUCCACUUUACGGUAGGGGCAAAAACCAUACUGAUCCACGUUCAAAAUUGUAUCCCGGCAUGGAAAUCCCUAACCGUCCCACAGGGCAAAGACCAGCAACCGCUCCUCCUCCUCCCCCAGAAGCCAAUCCAUUUGGCAAUUACGGGUUUGGACUAAUGGGAGGUUUUGUUCCAAUGGCAACCACCAGGAUCGGUAACUUCACAAUGGGAUUUGGAGGCUUAUUGCCAUCAUUGUUUAACAUCCAGUCCCAUGGAUUCCCAGAUGCUACUGUGUACGGAACAACUUCGGGGUUCCCUUUUGGGUACAAUACGGUUCAUGGCGGUCAUCCUCAUUGGUUUCCCCAGCCGCCAACCACUCGAGGACAGCAAGCAGAUAAUGUGUUGAAGAAUCUUCUUUUAUUGAUUGGGGUCUUCGUAGUCCUUGCUCUGCUAUAUUGGUGAAAUAGGUAUAACCGCUUAAGCUCAGACAAAGCUUAGUUAUUUAGUGUCUGUAUAUAUAUGCUUAUAGCCGAAUCGACGAUUCUGUUUUAGCUCGAGAAGAAGUUGUCAAUAUAAUACUUUGCCAUUUGUAGCUUCAGGAACAACUUACACUCGUCUUAAUUCGUUCUUUUCAAAAUAAAAAAAGGAAUUAGCUCGUUUCCCCCCUAUACAUAGAAA
Gossypium raimondii (Peruvian cotton) is the source of this 1088-nucleotide messenger RNA. RefSeq lists its product as uncharacterized. Gene Ontology annotation, cellular component: endoplasmic reticulum. Gene Ontology annotation, molecular function: ubiquitin-like protein conjugating enzyme binding; metal ion binding; ubiquitin protein ligase activity. Gene Ontology annotation, biological process: ubiquitin-dependent protein catabolic process. Bases 186 to 872 code for a protein of 228 amino acids. The record is from RefSeq and is a predicted model, not a curated record. The transcript is spliced from 2 exons. NCBI's taxonomy places the organism in Eukaryota, Viridiplantae, Streptophyta, Magnoliopsida, Malvales, Malvaceae.